This is a messenger RNA of Suncus etruscus (white-toothed pygmy shrew), 3582 nucleotides long. It is a transcript of the gene TTLL8, whose product is annotated as tubulin tyrosine ligase like 8. The record is from RefSeq and is a predicted model, not a curated record. The transcript has 16 exons. Gene Ontology annotation, molecular function: protein-glycine ligase activity, initiating. Bases 1 to 3582 code for a protein of 1193 amino acids. Gene Ontology annotation, cellular component: cilium. Gene Ontology annotation, biological process: protein polyglycylation; cilium assembly; cilium movement. Lineage: Eukaryota; Metazoa; Chordata; Mammalia; Eulipotyphla; Soricidae.
AUGGCUGACUUCCAAGGAAGCUGCCACCCCUCCACCCCUCCAGGGCUGGAUUCGCCCCCAGCUCUGCCAAGAGCCAGGCCAGCCUUGAGUCCCCCCUCACAGCCAGGGGCCCCAGUUCCCGAGGCCCCAAGUCAAAGCACCUGUGAGCUGCCGACCCGGAACCCGGGGUGCCGCGGGUGCCCAGCCCCGCCGCCGCCGCCCUGCCCGAACGGACGGACCCCCUUGCUGAAAAGCCCCGGCACCUGCGGCCACGGCAGGCGCCGCGUCGUGCUGCCCGGACCCCAGCCCGCAGGGGUCGGAGGCUGCCUGUCACCCUGGGCGUGGCCCCGGGGGUCUUUGUGUCUUUGUGACCCAUCGGGGGCGCCCGCGGGCCGAGGGGGUCGGCGUGACCGGCGGGGCGGCGGCGGCCACUGGCGUCCCGGACCCCAUGGCCCUCGAGGCCCGCGGCGCCCCGCGCGCGCCCGGCCCCUCCGGCCCCCGGCCCGCGAGCCCCGCGCGUCCCCGCCCGCGACUGCGCCGCCCGCCGCCGCCCGCCGCCGCCGGGCCCCGGGCCCCCCGCUCCCCGGCCCCGGCCCCGGCGCGCCCCCGGAGCCCGAGCCCUCGGGCCGGCCGCCCCGCCCCGCCGCCCUGUGCGCGCCCGUCGCCCCGGACGACGGCAGGACGCGCGACGGCCCCGCCUGGCCCGGCCAGGGUAAGCCGCGCCCUCCCCGCGCUCCCCCAGCGCCAGCCCGGAGCCAGGCGCGCGCCCAGAGUCCAGGCGCCCACCUACCCCCGGCCCCGCACCGGGCACCCCGACCCCCCCGACCCUGCGGCCCCGCACCGAACCCCCCUCGACCCCGCGAGACCCUCCGCGCCCACGGUCUCCCCGCAGGGGAGCCCGCGGCAGGCCCGCAGGAGGCCUGGAUGGAGCCCGCGGAGGCCCCCGAGCCUCUGGUCCACGCGCAGCACUGCAAGAAUCCCCGCACAGAAGACCAGAGUCCGCCGCCUCGCGCCCCCCAGGCCGCUGCGCUCACAAUCGAGCCUCGAACACUCGCUCACGCCUUCCCCGCCCGCAGCGCGCCUGCCAAGGGUCUGCGAGGGGCCCCCUGGGAGCUGGGCAGGAGGGGCCUGGGGCCCACCGAGCUCGGACUGGCAGUGGAGACAGGAUCCUGGGAGCCUGGGGCUGCCUGUGUCAUGGCUGUGGGUCACGCGGGCCUGUUGGGCCUCCACCCUUUCCAUCGCCUUCCCCUCCAUUCCUCUUUUGCAGAACUAAAACGAGGGAAUUCCCAGGACCUCACUAUUUCUCCCAAAUUAGACAGAUACAAAAUAGCGAGGCAGCUGACAGAGAAGGCCAUCAAGGAAAAGAAGAUAUUUUCCAUCUACGGACACUACCCCGUGAUCCGGGACACCCUGCGCAGGAAGGGCUGGGUGGAGAAGAAGUUCCACUUCUCUCACAAGACUGUGCCCAGCUCCAAUGAGGAAAGCAGAAGCACUGACACCAAGGAGGACCAUGAGGGAGCUACAGAGACUGAGGACAUCUACGACGUGAUGUCCAGGUUGGUGAAGAACGAGACGCCGUCCCUGCUCUGGACCAUCAAGCGCGAUGUGGUCGACCAUCACAGCCUGGGUUGCGAGCAGAUGCUCAACCACUAUGGGAAGACGGCGUCCUUCACCACCAAGAUCGGGCUGUGUGUGAACCUGCGGAGUCUACCCUGGUACGUGCAGGCCGACCACGGUGCCUUCUUCCCGCGCUGCUACUUCCUCUGCUCCCAGAGCGAGAAGCAGGACUUCCUGGAUGAUUUCCGGCUCACAGCCGCCACCAGCAUCCUCAAGUGGGUGGUCAGCCACCAGAGCAACAGCCGCACCGGACAGGGGCCCCAGUGUCCAGAGCCCGAGAACCCCAGCACCAAGAAAGUGCUGCCCUCGGACCCCGAGGACACGGAGCCCAGGUCCGCCAGCCUCUCGGGAGAGCUGGUGGAAGUCGCCUGCCGGGUGUGCCAGACCUACCUGGGGCAGCUGGAGCACGAAGACAUCGACCUGUCCGAGGAGGCCAGCAACGACCUCACGGAGGACGAAUGGGAGGACCUAACCCAGAAGUACUACUCCCUCAUCCAGGGCAAAGCCUUCAUCGCUGACGCAAGAAACCACGUGUCCCAGUGUCAGGCUCUGCUGAACAAGCUCUCCUCCGUGAACCCACAGACCGAGAUUGACGGACUCCAUAACAUCUGGAUCAUAAAGCCAGCAGCCAAGUCCCGGGGCCGAGACAUCAUGUGCACGAACCGCGUGGAGGACAUCUUGGAACUGGUGGCCGCGGUCCACGCCCCCAGCAAGGAGAGCAAGUGGGUGGUGCAGAAGUACAUCGAGACGCCGCUGCUCAUCUACGACACCAAGUUCGACAUCAGGCAGUGGUUCCUGGUCACCGACUGGAACCCGCUGACCAUCUGGUUCUACAAGGAGAGCUACCUGCGCUUCUCCACCCAGCGCUUUUCGCUGGACAACCUGGACAGCGCCAUCCACCUCUGCAACAACUCCAUCCAGAAGCGCCUCAAGAACGACAAGGAGCGCAGCCCGCUGCUGCCCGGGCACAACAUGUGGACCAGCACCCGCUUCCAGGAGUACCUGCAAAAGAAGGGCCGCGGGGCCGUGUGGGGCAGCAUGAUCUACCCCGCCAUGAAGCGCGCCAUCGCCAACACCAUGCGCGUGGCCCAGGACCGCGUGGAGCCGCGCAAGAACAGCUUCGAGCUCUACGGGGCCGACUUUGUGCUGGGCCGCGACUUCAAGCCCUGGCUCAUCGAGAUCAACUCCAGCCCCACCAUGCACCCCUCCACGCCCGUCACAGCACAGCUCUGUGCCCAGGUCCAGCGGGACACCAUCAAGGUGGUGCUGGACCGUAAGCAGGACCGCGACUGUGACAUCGGCAACUUCGAGCUGCUCUGGAGACAGCCCGCCGUGGACCUUCCACCAUUCCACAGCUCUGACCUCUGGGUGGAAGGGACCAGCGUGAGGAGGAACAAGAGGCCAGGGCUGCCGGCCACCACCAUGAGCAUCCAAGCCCCACUGCUGGAGGCCCAGCCGCCGAAAGUUGGCUACCCCCUGGCUACAACAGACCUCAUGUCAUGCGACCUGGCAGGGCCUGUACCGCAGGAUCCCAAUGAGAGGGAAGCCAAGGGCCUGAGCUGCCACCUGCCCGAGCAGCCCAGAGGGAAACCUGGCCAUGCCACCGAAGCCAGGGCAUCAACUCUGGCCAGCCACCUGCAACGCAUAGACAGCAAAUUUGUGAAAGUGGGGCUGCCCCAAGUCGAAGUUGCCAGGUGCAGGGACCUGAGCCUGCUGCGCAGGCAUCGCCUGUCCCCGGUGCUGCCAGCUCCCCGCACUUGGGACCCUCCUGGCCGCCUGCCAGGUGCCCCAUACCUGCUGGCAGCCCCUGAGCGGCGAGGACUGGCCCAGCCCCUGGCUUCUGUCACCAUGGCACCUCCCUUCAGAGCACAGCCCAAGCCUUCUGCCCUCCUCACCCAUGUGGCGGUGCCACUUGAGCCAGGCUCCUACCACCUUCUUCUCCCCAAGUGGCAGGUGGAGUGGAGCUUCUGUCUGCCCUUCCUGUAG